CCACUAUUGUUACUAUAAUUACGGUCCGAGUUUUGCUGUCGGAGCAUCGGGUGUGACAGCAAGAGGAGACGAGACCGAUGUUGCUUGCGCAUUUUAUGUUGUGCACUCAGGCGGACAGCAUCCAAAGCUUGCGUCUUUCGUAUUUUUUCGCAUCAAAUCUAAAAGAACGACUUGUGGGAAGUGUCACAAUGACGGACGAGGUGGGGAAUGGCCCUGCCGAAAUUCGAGAGGUAGAUAGGACGUUGCAUGAGAAGAUGUCUCGCUUUUUCCGAGGAGAACGGAGCGGGUUCGUGGAAGUGGGGCCCGAUAAGUAUUUUCUACCGAAAAAGUAUGAAGAGGAUGCAAUGAAACUUCACUCAUUCCGACCACGACCGGAUGAUACGUGGAUUGUUACUUUUCCCCGCUCAGGUACAACACUUACUCAAGAACUAAUAUGGCUCAUAUCGACUGGAUUAGACUUCGAAGGGGCCAGAGCUACACCCUUGUACGAGCGGUUCCCAUUCAUUGAAUUCAGCACAACUGUUUGUGAUGAUAUGAAAAAACAACUUCUCACCGAAGCUGGAGAUGAUACUACUAGGAGCACUGCACUUGCCGAGGCAUGUGUUCCUGCUUAUGAAAUUCUCGAGAGAGCAGAAUCACCAAGGUUCAUAAAGACGCAUCUUCCAUUUUCUCUUCUCCCACAAGACCUUCUGCAAAGUGGCGCCAAGGUGAUCUAUAUUGCAAGGAAUCCAAAGGAUGUUGCCGUCUCGUACUUCCAUUUACACAAGUUUUUCCGCACUUUGGAUUUUAAAGGCGAUUUCAAUCAGUUCUGGGAUUUUUUUGAAAACGACCACGUUUUGUGGGCUCCAUACUGGUCUCACAUCAAAGAAGGAUGGCAAUCACGCUCCAAUCCGAACGUUUGUUUCCUAUUUUAUGAAGAUAUCACGAAAGAUCUGCGUGGUGCCAUUAAGGUCAUCAGUCACUUCUUGGGGAAAGAAAUCUCACCCGAGGGUACAGAAAAACUUUUGAGCCAUUUAAACAUUAAGAAUUUUCGAUCUAAUUCGUCAGUCAACUUUGACCCACUGAGAGAACUAGGAUUCCUGCAAGGUGACUCGCGACUCUUCAUUCGAGAAGGUAAAACGGACGGAUCACGCGAUUACUAUUCCUCAGAGCUCUCAAAGCGAGUGGAAAAAUGGGUAGAAGAAAAUAUCAAGCAAAUAAGCGGAUUUCAGUUUCCAAAGAUGCUCAAUCAAUCUGGAUAAAAUCAUGACCCUCCGGUGCAAUAUGAUGUUGUUAAGCAUAAUUUUUUUACGACAUUUGUUCAUUAAUUUAUAAUCAUAUCUCAUUUAAUUAGUUUGUUAAGUUUUGAAUCUUUGCAACGACACCAAAGCCACGCCAAAAGCUGCAUUGUUACUUUAUUUUUAAACUCUUCCUUGGUUGGAUGUUGAAAAUAUUUCCCAUUAUGCGUGCCCUUUUUGCAGACGCUGAUCCAGUUACCUCGAAUUGGUGUGGCGCAAUUACGUACAGAUGAAGGUAUAUAACGCCCAAUUUAUUUAUUUAUUUAUUUACUUUUAUUUUUUAUUUUUUUAACAUUUUAGUAAAUGUUCUAAAAAAUAAACGAUUAAAAUACUUGAAGAAAAUAUAUUACUUUAUAGCUUUAUCAAAUAUAUUAUAAUUAAAAACAUUUAUGUAUAUUAAAACAUAGACUUAUCAUUUGAAA
Molecule: messenger RNA, 1699 nt
Organism: Bemisia tabaci
Lineage: Eukaryota; Metazoa; Arthropoda; Insecta; Hemiptera; Aleyrodidae
Product: sulfotransferase 4A1
Molecular function (GO): sulfotransferase activity
Source: RefSeq, a predicted model, not a curated record